This is a messenger RNA of Coniosporium apollinis CBS 100218, 735 nucleotides long. RefSeq lists its product as uncharacterized. Bases 1 to 735 code for a protein of 244 amino acids. NCBI's taxonomy places the organism in Eukaryota, Fungi, Ascomycota, Dothideomycetes. The record is from RefSeq and is a predicted model, not a curated record. The transcript has 3 exons.
AUGCAUAUCUUCUCAAUCCUUUUUGGCGCUGCCCUUCUUGGGGCUCCCAUCGUCCAAGCCAGCGCCCUCGUUGAGCGCGCUGUCGUUGACGGCCCUUGCACUGGCGCUGGCGGUGCUCCAGGCUCCUGCAUCUCCACUGCCAAAUGCUCCGCUGGAGGCGGGACUUCCAUCACCGGUGCCUGCCCUGGCACUCCCGCCGACAUCAGGUGCUGCACCAAGACCUCUUGCGGCAGUGGUGGCAAUUGCCGCUGGACCUCCCAGUGCAGCGGCAACACGCUGAGCGGCUUGUGCCCUGGCCCGGCUGACUUCAAGUGCUGUGUCCCGAGAACCGGCGGCGGCUAUCCCACCCCAGCCUUCCCAGCGGUCGGAGCCUGCAAAGCACGAGCUGUUGAUGGCGCCAAGAAGAUCGUUGCCGGCAACCCCGGCAAAGUCCGUGAGAUCUACUGCACCAGGGCUUGCGCUUGCCCGGGUACCAGCGACCACUGCUGCGGGUUGGCCAACGAUUUGAUGUGCUCAUCAGCUGGAGGCGUGAGGACUGAGAGCGGUGCACCCAUUGCUGAGUGGGUUAUGAACAACCGUGCCUCUCUCGGUCUCAAGUACGUCAUCUGGGGACAGAAGAUCUGGAACCCAUCGCAGGAUGCCGUCAAGCCUUGGUCGCAAUGGCGCGGCAUGGAGGACAGAGGUUCAAUCACCGCGAACCACUGGGACCACGUCCACGUCAGCUACAACGCUUGA